ACAGGGUGCAAUCUGAUUUGUUUCACGCAACCUUGACGUUGAGGGUUAGCCUCUAGCUAGCCAUUACAAGACAUAUAUAUAUGAUUGUUGAAAGUGUUUUUGUUGCUUUUAAGAGAGUAAGUGUCUCAGUUAUUAAACACAGAAGAGCUGAGAAGUUUGAGUUUGUCACCGAGUGUCCGGAAACACUUGACAUUUCUCUCUAGGUUUCUUUUUUUUUUGUCUUUAAACGUGUGGCGCAGGAGAAACAUCAACAGGCAAAGAAAGUGAAUGGCUGAAGGCUCCUCAGACCCACCUGACCUUAUUCCGGAUGGCAUUUCAAAUAGUAGAUCUCAUCAGCCGAGGUUCAGGAGAGGACGACCCCGGUACAACAAUGACCGGAACUUUAGUAGCGACUUCUGUGAUCCUUCUCAACAAUUUGCCAACUUCCAGCCGGGAUCCAAUCCCCAGUUGAGUUACAACAACUCAAAUAACGUAGAGCAUCAGCAGCAUGCUUACCAACGAGAGGACGGAGCCAAAGGUAGAGGGCGAGGUCGAGGGAGGAGGGAAGGGAAUAAAGACGAAAAUGGAACCUUCAGCUCCUGGAGGAGGCCCGGUAGACCUGGUACCGACUCACAGAGUGACAACAGCCGAGAGGCUCCCCCUAUAGAUGGACCUGACAGGCCGAACUGGAGGAGAAGUGAUGCUGGCAGAAAUUCUGAACAAAGGGGAAAAGAGCAGGAUGCAUGGUCCAAGAAACCCAGGAGGUUUAUCCAGGAGCAGAGGAGAGGAGAACAUAACAAGAGAGGCAACGCGGCAGGGGAGUAUCAGAGGUCCGAUGAUGUCAGUGAAAACCAUGCUUCGCUGAUGACAGAAGGACCUCAAAGGAGCAGAGAGGGUCCAGAAUCCCAGUAUCGUGAUCAUCAGAGGAAACCCUCAGAGCAGAAGAGGAGACAGGGUCCAAUCAAACCCCCGAAGCCUCCAUCUCCAGAGGAGCUGAGCUCUGAGGGCGGAGCUAACUCCGAACAUGGAAGAUCGUUGAAAAAUGUAGCAAAAAAAACUGAGGGAGGGUCCGGAAGAUUUGGUCAACCUCAGGCCAGAGCGGCAAGACGGAACCACCAUCAAAACCAAAGGCCUGGCUUAAGGACUCUGGACAAGAUGCCAGAGAGCAAGGAGACGCAGACAGGGUGUUUGAUAGAACAGCUGUCUGGAGAGAAAUACGAGUGCAUGGUCUGCUGCGACAUCAUCCGACUCAUGGCUCCAGUUUGGAGCUGCCAGAGCUGCUUCCACGUCUUCCACCUGAACUGCAUCAAGAAAUGGGCUCGAUCUCCAGCCUCUCAGGCAGAUGAUACUUCUGAAGGGUGGCGCUGUCCAGCCUGCCAGAACGUUGCACUGAAACACCCUUCUUCCUACACCUGCUUCUGUGGUAAAGUAACGAACCCCGAGUGGCAGCGCACUGAGAUUCCUCACAGCUGUGGUGACAUGUGUGGAAAGAAAAGAAGUGGAGUGGACUGUAAUCAUCCCUGUAACAUCUUGUGUCACCCUGGGCCUUGUCCAUCGUGUCCUGCCUUUGUGACGAAAUCCUGCGUUUGUGGUAAAACCAGUCAGCCCAUGCGCUGCGGUCAGUUGUCACUUCUGCAGUGUGGCAAAGUGUGUGGCGCUUUACUCAACUGUGCCGAGCACACGUGCACGCAGGUGUGUCACAGCGGCCAGUGUCAGCCCUGUCAGCUGCAGGGCCAGCAGUUCUGUUACUGCGGCGUCACGGUUCGUGAAGCGCUGUGCGGGACAGACAGAGGAGGAUUCGACGGCGUCGGACAUUUCUCCUGCGAAAAGCUGUGCGGGAAGACAUUGGACUGUGAAGCCCACCGUUGUGAGCAGCUGUGCCACCGUGGUCCCUGUCAGCCGUGUCCCCGCUCUCCCACCCUGGUGAAGACCUGUCCCUGUGGUCAGACCCAGCUGCUCAAACUCCUGGAACUGGGCUAUGCAGAACGACAGAGCUGCUCCGACCCUGUUCCGUCCUGUGGGAAGACGUGCAACAAACCCCUGGCCUGUGGUUCCAGUGACACCAUCCACCUGUGUGAGAACCUGUGUCACGAGGGCAGCUGUGGACCCUGCUCCCUGACCUCCACCAUCAGAUGCAGAUGUGGUUCUAAGACCAAGGAGGUUCCAUGUGCAACGAUCCAGAAAGAAGGGGAGUGGGUGCUCACCUGCGAGAGGCUGAAACGCUGUAACAAGAAGCGCUCCUGCGGUCGACACAAAUGUGGCGAGUUGUGCUGUGUGACCAUUGAGCACAGAUGUCAACUGAUCUGUGGCUACAAGCUCAGCUGUGGUCUCCACCGCUGCCAGGAGCCCUGUCACCGUGGAAACUGUGAACCCUGCUGGCAGUCCGGUUUCGACGAGCUGACGUGUCACUGUGGACUCACGGUCUUGUAUCCACCCAUCUCCUGUGGCACCAAACCACCAGAGUGCACCAACCUGUGCACAAGACGGCACGAGUGUGAACACCCAGUGUUCCACAACUGCCACAGUGAGGACAAGUGUCCACCUUGCACGUACCUCACCCAGAAGUGGUGCAUGGGCAAACACGAGCAACGCAGCAACAUCCCCUGUCACCUGCAAGACAUUUCUUGCGGCCUGGUGUGCAACAAGACGCUGCCGUGCCAAAUCCACCGAUGCAGACGGAUCUGCCACCGGGGCGACUGCCUGACGGAGGACAGCUGCCAGCAGCGCUGCACGCUGCCUCGUCCAGACUGCGGCCACCCGUGCGCCGUUCCCUGUCAUAAAGGCAGCAGCUGCCCGCAAACCACCUGCACUGCCAAGGUUCCCGUACAGUGUGACUGUGGUCGACGGAAGGAAACGGUGGUCUGCACAGAAGCUGCCAGGUUAUAUCAGAGGUACGCAGCCAUCGCCACGGCCAGUAAACUCUCUGAUAUGCAGCUGGGAGGCUCCAUGGACAUUAGCCCCCUCCUCACCAAGAAGGAGCUGAAACAAGCCAGGCUUGAGUGUGACCAGGAGUGUGCGGCGCUGGAGAGGAACCGGCGUUUGGCGGAGGCCCUGCAGAUCGACUCCUCCUCUGACCCCUUCAAUGUCCGCUCCUCAUCUGUUUACAGCGACAGCCUCAAAGAGGACGCCAGGAAGGAUCUGAAGUUUGUCACAGAUGUGGAAGAAGAGAUCAAGAGUCUGGUGGAACUGGUUAAUAAGGGAAAACACCCAAAGAGGAGCCACUCCUUCUCCCCCAUGAACAGAGAGCACCGCAAGAUCGUCCACGAUCUGGCCGAGGUCUACGGCGUGGAGAGCGUGAGCUACGACAGCGAGCCCAAGCGCAACGUGGUCAUCACCGCUCAGAAGGGGAAGUCGGCCUGUCCCAACUCCACGCUGACGUCACUGAUAGAAAGGGAAACGGCUUUCAGGGCCCCUCCCCCCAUCGCUCACACCAAACAGCACAGCAGCAAGGUCACCAGUGGAACCUCCUGGUCCAAGAUGGUGAAAGAGGAGCCCGUCGUAGAUUAUUUUGACGUCACGGACUGAAAAAAAAACAACAAAAAAAAA
Molecule: messenger RNA, 3525 nt
Organism: Cynoglossus semilaevis (tongue sole)
Lineage: Eukaryota; Metazoa; Chordata; Actinopteri; Pleuronectiformes; Cynoglossidae
Gene: nfx1
Product: nuclear transcription factor, X-box binding 1
Biological process (GO): negative regulation of transcription by RNA polymerase II
Cellular component (GO): nucleus
Molecular function (GO): RNA polymerase II transcription regulatory region sequence-specific DNA binding; zinc ion binding; DNA-binding transcription factor activity, RNA polymerase II-specific
Source: RefSeq, a predicted model, not a curated record